AUGGUUAAUACUUUGAGUAGCGCUGGUGAAGCAGCCGCGGAGUUCUCUACGAAUGGAGCUUCUCGACCCCACCAAACUGAAUCCUGGUCGCCAAGCUCCUGGACAACCAAACCUAUCAAGCAGGAUGCGGUCUAUGAGGACCGAAAAGCCGUGGAGAAAGCAAUCUCAAAGCUCGAACGUCUCCCUCCCAUUGUCACACCGACCGAGAUUGUCAAAUUGAAGGCAAGUCUGCGAGAUGUGGCGCUUGGUAAAGCUUUCCUCCUCCAAGGCGGUGACUGUGCUGAACUCUUUGAUUAUUGCGAGGAGAGUGCAAUUGAAUCAAAGAUCAAGUUACUGCUUCAGAUGAGUUUGGUACUCAUCUGGGGUUCUAACAAACCUGUCGUUAGAAUUGCGCGGAUGGCUGGGCAGUACGCCAAACCCAGGUCAAGCCCCACUGAGAUCGUCAAUGGCAAAGAGAUCCCAUCUUUUAGGGGAGAUAUUCUAAAUGGCUAUGAUGUCGAUGAAAGAGCCUUGGAUCCCUCCAGAUUAGUUAGCGCCUACUUCCAUUCUGCAAGCACUCUGAACUUUAUCCGAGCAUCACUCUCCUCCGGCAUUGCAGACCUUCACCGUCCACUUGACUGGGGUCUUGGCCAUGUUCAAGACCCAGAAUUGCAAGCAAAAUAUUCUAGCAUCGUGGCCUCUAUCACGGAAUCUCUUCGCUUUAUGCGAACCGUUGGGGCCGACACCGCUGGACAACUACAGACUGUUGAUCUGUACACCAGUCACGAAGGUCUGCUCUUGGAGUAUGAGCAAAGCCUCACCAGAAACCUAAGGAAACCGAGUUCCCAAUUCACACCCGUGACACCGGUGACACGUGACGUAAACGAUGACACCAAUGGUGGAAAGGCUUACUACAACACAUCUGCUCACUUCCUGUGGGUUGGAGACCGUACUAGACAAGUUGAUGGCGCACACAUAGAGUACUUCCGUGGCAUUGAGAACCCGAUUGGCGUCAAAAUUGGUCCUACGACCUCUUCUGCCGACCUCCUCACUCUUCUUCGUACUCUUAAUCCCUCUGUUGAGGUUGGAAAGAUCACACUCAUAACACGAUACGGUGCCACAAAAGUCCGCAGCCUCCUCCCUGCUCACAUCAGAACAGUGGAGGGAAGCGAGUAUGCUCGGAGUGUUGUCUGGCAAUGUGACCCUAUGCAUGGCAAUACGAGGACAACGUCAACCGGAAUCAAGACCAGACAGUUUACUGAUAUCUUCACCGAGCUAAAAGAGACACUAGCGAUCCACAAAGAAGAAGGCAGCUACCUUGGCGGUGUUCACCUUGAGUUGACUGGAGACGCCGUCACGGAAUGUACUGGAGGCAGUGAAGGGCUCAAAGACGACGACUUAUCGCUCAAUUACACUAGUUUCUGCGACCCGAGACUCAACGAGAAGCAAGCUCUUGAGAUGGCUUUCCUCAUCGCUGGACACUUUAGAGGCGAUGACUCGAAAUCGUAA
Molecule: messenger RNA, 1488 nt
Organism: Amorphotheca resinae ATCC 22711
Lineage: Eukaryota; Fungi; Ascomycota; Leotiomycetes; Helotiales; Amorphothecaceae
Exons: 2
Coding region: 1-1488 (495 amino acids)
Biological process (GO): aromatic amino acid biosynthetic process
Molecular function (GO): 3-deoxy-7-phosphoheptulonate synthase activity
Source: RefSeq, a predicted model, not a curated record